UGGUGGCAUUCAAAGGAAGACCAGAGGAUGAAAAUCCUGUACUUUCUUUCUAUACUGCUUUGGCACUUCAGUUGGUUUUAUCUGGUUUUCAUUUCCUUAAUAUUGAAUCCUGCUGAAGCAAGUCAAGGUAACCUAGGGUUGAAAUUAGGAUUGUCUAAAGUAGAUGGAAAAGAGAGGCACCCGUUGCCAAGGACGGGCAUUUUUAGAACAGGGAGCCAUGAAUAUAAUGCUGGCAAUUCCAAGUCUAGAACAAGAAGCAAUAUUGCUCAAGCUGGAGGUGUCUUGGCAAAGACUGACAAUUCAAAGAAGACUCUGUCUAAAGCAAGGAAUACAGAAAAACAUGACGGACUUACUUCAAAUAGACAACAAGGAAUAAGGACGGUGACUCCAAAGGCUCAGAAUUUUGGCUCUAAAGCCCCAGUGAAAAAAUCUGGCACAGGAAAUUCAGAUAGUUCCUACAAAACCAAAACAAUCAAAGAACCUAUUACCCAAAGGGAAUCUAAAGAGGCAUUCAGACAUCCUGCUGUCACACCACAUGAAUAUAUGCUUGCCUUAUACCAAACUCUUUCUGAUGCAGAACGGAAAGAUAUAAAUGGAAGUCUAAAACUGGAGAUGGGACUUGCCAAUACAAUUACAAGCUUCCUAGACAAGGGACAAGAUGAUCAAGCUCCAAUUAAAAAGCAAAAAUACAUUUUUGACAUCAGCGCACUAGAGAAAGAUGGUUUACUAGGGGCAGAAUUGCGGAUUUUAAGAAAAAAAGCUGAUACCUGGAAACCUUAUUCUCCUGAGAAAACUUACCAAGUGAAGCUAUCCAGUUGCUCUACAAGCAGGCAAGCAUCCAUUGUCUUGGAGUCUCGAACAGUCAACAUCAUAGAUACAGCAAAAUGGGAAGUGUUUGACAUUUGGAAAGUGUUUAGGAACUUUAAAAACUUUAAUAACUUGUGUUUUGAACUGGAGGCUUUUGAAAAGGGGAAGCCUGUUGAUUUAAGGAUUGUGGGAUUUAAUAGAACAGGAAGGCAAGUCAAUGAAAAGGCUCUUUUUUUAGUAUUUGGUAGAACAAAGAAAAGAGACUUGUUUUUCAAUGAAAUAAAAGCCAGAUCUGGUCAAGAUGACAAAACUGUUUAUGAAUACCUAUUCAGUCAAAGAAGAAAGAGAAGGGCUCCUCUAGCAACUCGACAAGGAAAACGACCAAACAAAAAUUUGAAGGCAAAGUGUAGCAGAAAACUACUCCAUGUGAAUUUUAAGGAUAUGGGUUGGGAUGACUGGAUAAUAGCUCCUCUUGAAUAUGAAGCAUAUCAUUGUGAAGGACUUUGUGAAUUUCCUCUUCGGUCUCAUCUAGAACCCACCAAUCAUGCAGUUAUCCAAACAUUAAUGAACUCGAUGGAUCCAGAAUCAACACCUCCCACUUGUUGUGUUCCAACAAGGCUGAGCCCUAUUAGCAUUUUGUUUACUGAUUCAGCUAAUAAUGUAGUUUAUAAACAAUAUGAAGACAUGGUGGUAGAGUCAUGUGGCUGUAGAUAGUAGCACAAAUACAGUUCUUUUCUUUUAAAUAAAAGACAAAGUGUGAGCCUAUAGAUGAUCAGCAUAAUAAAAUCAUCCAAAACCUUCUAUACUGACAAUAGUGACAUUUUAAUAUUGGCAAGCUUUUUUUUAUUACAACUUCCACAAGGAUUCUAUCUUACUUUAUUACAAGUUGUAAUAAAGAAUUAGAUUUUUUUAAAGCAGCAAAUGUAGUGGCCUGGUGUCACAUGUUUAAAUUAUUCCUAUUUAUACUAGUUAUAUCUACAAUGUUACAAGGGCCACAUCUAGAGACACUUGCUACUGUCAAUAGAGCACACGGAUAUUUGUGGGAUGUAUGUCCUCAAACCAUCACAUUAAAUCAUAAGUCAGUUUGCUACCACCAGGGCAGUAGUUGCCACACUGUACUUUGAGGUCAGGUAUGAGUCACGUAUGUUUCUAAAUAGAAUAGAUUAAUAAAACAAACAACAUGAAAAAUGGACUGCAGUGUCAUCCUGUAAUUUGUCAUGUUUUAAUAUUUGUUACUCUCUAAAUCAGUGCUGGCCCAACACAUUUUGCUGUCUGAUGUACAGUACGAAAUAAUGUAACCACACUUUAAAAGUAUGCUCUGCAUCAUUUAGACUUCAGUUUUUGCCUUGAUUUAGCUCCCCUGAAGCAGGUUUCUUUACUGGAAAGUAGUAGCCAAUCUUCUUUAACCACUCAAAUACACUUCAGUGACACAAACAUUUUUAUCUGAUAAAUAUUUUUGACCCAGUAAAAACAUUAGCAAAUAGUGUUACAAUGGGCCUGUUUAUUUUCUUACACAUUUUAAGCUCAAUAAUAUUAAACUAUUUCACAGAUUAAUCUUCCAUGCCCAUUAUUGUCCAAUAUAUUUAUCUUGUAUUUGUUUGAAAAAAAACUUAUUUCUUUAAUUCUAUUAUAACCAAACAGUAUCUAAUAGUUUAAGAAACAUUUCAUAUAUUUAGAACUGUAUAUUUGCAACAAUUAUUUAAUAGAAUGCUGACUUGGUUUUAAACUGUACAUAUUAUAUGUGGAAUUAGAGAAUUGCAAGCAAAUAUGUUUAUUUCAGUGUAUAUUGUUUCCAUUUUAUCUUUUUAAAAUGUUGAUAUUUUUAGUGUUUGAACACUAGUGUUUUGUUGUUUUGCUUAUAAAUCAUGCUGCACUCUAGUGCUUAUAAUCUUAAACUGCAAUAAAUUAUUGGGUGUUAGAUAUCUAGAUAACAUAGUUACUAUAUA
Messenger RNA from Protobothrops mucrosquamatus (brown spotted pit viper), 2753 nucleotides. It is a transcript of the gene GDF5, whose product is annotated as growth differentiation factor 5. Gene Ontology annotation, molecular function: cytokine activity; growth factor activity. Lineage: Eukaryota; Metazoa; Chordata; Lepidosauria; Squamata; Viperidae. Gene Ontology annotation, biological process: SMAD protein signal transduction; BMP signaling pathway. The coding region runs from base 28 to 1521 and encodes 497 amino acids. The record is from RefSeq and is a predicted model, not a curated record. The transcript is spliced from 2 exons. Gene Ontology annotation, cellular component: extracellular region.